CAUUCUGACGGCAGGAAAAAAAAAAAGUGAGAAAAAAAAAGGAAGAGUCCAACCACCAGCUUAAAAGUCUGAUUUCUACAUCCGCCCUCUUCCCAUUUUUCUUCCUGUUCAUUCUCCCCGACUAGACAUUCACCCUUUCCCUACCAUCUCUUACCCCCUUCUACCUUAAUACAUAAUCACAAUGGCUAAGACAAAGACAAAGGAGAGCAAGGCCAAGGUCGCUGAGCCUCUCAGCACCGUCAAGGCCGGAGGCAUCACCAAGCCUUCCAAGUCCUCCAAGUCCAAAUCCAAGGAGCUUGCUAAGGCUGCCGCCAAGAAGGUCACCAAGGAGAAGGACACCAAGAAGAGCAAGAAGAAGGCCGAGCCCGAGUCUUCUUCCGAGUCUGAGUCUGAGAGCGAGUCUGAGGCUUCCGACUCCGAUUCCGACUCUUCUUCCUCUGAGGAGGAGAAGAAGGUUACUAAGAAGACCGCCACCAAGGCCAAGGCUGCUGAGUCUUCAUCUGAAUCCGAGUCCGACUCCGGCUCAGACUCCGACUCCGACAGCGAGUCUGAGGAGGAGAAGCCCAAGGCUAAGGCUGCCAAGGUCAACGGUACUGCUAAGGCUGCCGCUCCCGCCAAGAAGGCUGAGUCUUCUGACUCAUCCGACUCUGAGUCUGGCUCCGGCUCCGACUCUGACUCUGACUCCGAUGACGAGAGCGAGGAGGAGAAGCCCAAGGCCAAGGCUACCGAGAAGGCUGCCGAGAAGAAGGCCGAUUCUUCUGACGACUCCGACUCCGACGAUUCUGAGGAUGACUCCGAUGACAGUGACAGCAGCGAUUCUGAUGAGGAGGCUGGCGCCAAAAUUGAGAAGACCGAGGAGGCUCCUUCCAAGAAGCGCAAGGCUGAGGAUGAUGGCGAUGCGGAUGCCAAGAAGACAAAGACUGACGAGCCCACUACCCUCUUCGCCGGCAGCCUAAGCUGGUCCAUCGACGACAAUGCCCUUUACGAGGCUUUCAAGCAUAUUGAGGGUCUUGCCAACGCCCGUGUCAUGACUGAGAAGGGUACUGGUCGCAGCCGUGGCUUCGGUUAUGUCGACUUCAACGAUGCUGCCUCUUGCACCAAGGCCUACGAGACCAUGCAGGGUGUUGAACUCGAGGGCCGUGCCAUCAACCUCGACUAUGCCAACGCUCGUCCUGCUGAUGCCAACCCCCAGUCUCGCGCUGCCGAUCGUGCCCAGCGUCAUGGUGACACUGUCAGCCCUGAGAGCGAUACCCUCUUCGUCGGUAACCUUCCUUUCGAUGUCGACCAGGACACCGUCCGUGAGUUCUUCAGCGAGGUCGCUGAAGUUGCCAGCGUUCGCCUCCCUACCGAUCCGUAAGUAGCAAUGUUCACUCUGACUCCGCGUUCCUGUUACUAACUCUCAACAGUGAUAGCGGUAACCUCAAGGGCUUCGGUUAUGUCAGCUUCAACUCGGUUGAGGAUGCCAAGCAGGUCUUCGAGGCCAAGAAUGGUGCCCCUAUUGGCAACGGACGUAUGUCCCGCAGCGUCCGCCUGGACUAUGCCAGCAGCAGGCCUCAACAGGGCGGUGGCGGCGGCUUUGGUGGUGGUCGUGGAGGUGGUCGCGGUGGCGGCCGUGGUGGCUUCGGAGGCCGUGGAGGUGGUCGCGGUGGUGGUGGUGGUCGUGGCCGCGGUGGUGGUCGUGGUGGUAGCUUCGGCACUGGUGCUAACCGCACUCCCACCACUUUCUCUGGCUCCAAGAUUUCUUUCGAUUAAGCGUGGGUUGAUGCACAACAGUUGCGAACUGAGGGCUUCUGGCGGGUUUACCAAUAAGUGGGCUUUUGUGGGCUGUCGAUUCAACACAAGACAAAACUCCGUCAUGGAGUAGUGGGCUUUGAGAAUACGCAUCACACGCGUAAAGCAGUUAUAGACCUGGGGGCUAUUACACUUGAGGGACCGUGGGCUCGUGGCAUCUUCAUAAAGCACCUUCCUGGUGUCUUUGGCUUUUUGAUCAAGCCUGUCUUCAAGGCAGACACCACGUGGGCUUCUGAGGGAUUUGUUGACCACUCUUUGGGAAGAGGCUCCCUCUGUCUUCCAGACAUUGUGGAGUGGACCAAGUCGGUUCUCGCGAAUGCUCUUGAGGGUCCUGGGGGCUUUCGAAACGAUACGACCAUGCCUAUGCCUAACCUCAGAACCAGUUGACGACGAUUUCCUGCCUUUUAAGACUAAACCAUCUUGAUUUCUUAUACCAUGUACAAUGUUUUAUCGUUUGAUGUUGGUGAGUAUACCACUGCCGUUAUUCUUUCGAUUUAUGUAGCAACGGGAUAGUCCACAUCUCGAUUAUAGGGGCGCAAUAAAAGUUCAAUUAUGUUUCUCUCAAUGACAUCACGAGGGUCUUUUCAUGAGUGAAUGUAUCUACAGUAUAAGGCAACUUAGUGAGUCUUUUGCAGUGGGAU
Molecule: messenger RNA, 2432 nt
Organism: Fusarium odoratissimum NRRL 54006
Lineage: Eukaryota; Fungi; Ascomycota; Sordariomycetes; Hypocreales; Nectriaceae
Product: nucleolin
Exons: 2
Coding region: 182-1357 (391 amino acids)
Molecular function (GO): RNA binding
Source: RefSeq, a predicted model, not a curated record